AUGGGGCAGGCAACACCACCCACCGCGCCGCUCACCGUGCCGUCUGGGCUCCCUUCGCCAGGCGGCUACUACCCCGUGAAGAUCGGCGACCUGUUCAAUGGGCGGUACCACGUGGUGCGCAAGCUGGGCUGGGGCCACUUCUCCACCGUCUGGCUCUGCUGGGACAUCCAGCGCAAGCGCUUCGUGGCCCUGAAAGUGGUGAAGAGCGCGGGGCAUUACACGGAGACCGCCGUGGAUGAGAUCAAGCUCCUGAAAUGUGUCCGAGACAGUGACCCCAGUGACCCCAAGAGAGAGACCAUUGUCCAGCUCAUCGACGACUUCAGGAUCUCAGGGGUGAAUGGAGUCCAUGUGUGCAUGGUGCUGGAGGUCCUGGGCCACCAGCUCCUCAAGUGGAUCAUCAAGUCCAACUACCAGGGCCUGCCCGUGCCCUGCGUGAAGAGCAUUGUGAGGCAGGUGCUGCACGGCCUGGACUACCUCCACACCAAGUGCAAGAUCAUCCACACAGACAUCAAGCCUGAGAACAUCCUGCUGUGUGUGGGUGACGCCUACAUCAGGCGCCUGGCCACCGAGGCCACAGAGUGGCAGCAGUCAGGGGCACCACCCCCAUCCCGCUCCACAGUCAGCACUGCCCCCCAGGAGGUCUUGACCGGUAAGCUGUCGAAAAACAAGAGGAAGAAGAUGCGGCGCAAACGGAAGCAACAGAAGCGGCUGCUGGAGGAGCGGCUGCGGGACCUGCAGAGGCUGGAGGCCAUGGAGGCGGCGGCCCAGGCUGAGGACGCUGGCUCGAGGCUAGAGGGGGGCAGCGGCUCCACCUCCUCUUCCGGCUGCCACCCUGGGGGGGCCAGGGCCGGCCCCUCCCCCGCCUCCUCCUCCCCGGCGGCCGCGGGCGAGCGCAGCCUCAGCCCAGGCUCCCAGACCUCAGGCUUCUCGGGCUCCCUCUUCUCUCCGGCCUCAUGCUCCAUCCUCUCAGGCUCCUCCAACCAGCGGGAGACCGGGGGCCUCCUGUCCCCCAGCACACCGUUUGGUGCCUCGAACCUCCUGGUGAACCCCCUGGAGCCCCAAAAUGCAGACAAGAUCAAGAUCAAGAUCGCAGACCUGGGCAACGCCUGCUGGGUGCACAAGCACUUCACCGAGGACAUCCAGACUCGCCAGUACCGGGCCGUGGAAGUGCUGAUCGGAGCGGAGUACGGGCCCCCGGCCGACAUCUGGAGCACAGCGUGCAUGGCCUUCGAGCUGGCCACCGGCGACUACCUAUUCGAGCCUCACUCUGGAGAAGACUACAGUCGCGACGAGGACCACAUCGCCCACAUUGUGGAGCUUCUGGGAGACAUCCCCCCAGCCUUCGCCCUCUCAGGCCGCUAUUCCCGAGAGUUCUUCAACCGGAGAGGAGAGCUGCGGCACAUCCACAACCUCAAGCACUGGGGCCUGUACGAGGUGCUCAUGGAGAAGUACGAGUGGCCCCUGGAGCAGGCCACGCAGUUCAGCGCCUUCCUGCUGCCCAUGAUGGAAUACAUCCCGGAAAAGCGGGCCAGCGCGGCCGACUGCCUCCAGCACCCUUGGCUCAACCCCUAGGCCCCACGGGCACUUUGUGCAGCUUGAGGCCAGCCUGGCUCACCCUCAAGCCCCUCCCAGUGCCUUCAGGGAAAGGGGGACGCCUCCUGCCACCCGGCACGAGCUGCCCUCCUCCCCCCUACUGGGUGCCAGCUUCCUCACAGCCCGUGGCAGGGCAGAGAGAUGCUGGAGCCAGGCCCACCGUUUAGAAUUCGUUCUGCCCCCAACCCUCACAACAUGCCCUGAGUGGGAAGUGUGCGUAUUUCUUUUCUUAAUAAAGUGUGAACUGAAACGUU
Molecule: messenger RNA, 1847 nt
Organism: Leptonychotes weddellii (Weddell seal)
Lineage: Eukaryota; Metazoa; Chordata; Mammalia; Carnivora; Phocidae
Source: RefSeq, a predicted model, not a curated record